Choloepus didactylus (southern two-toed sloth) is the source of this 483-nucleotide messenger RNA. RefSeq names its product sperm acrosome-associated protein 5-like. Gene Ontology annotation, biological process: fusion of sperm to egg plasma membrane involved in single fertilization. The transcript has 4 exons. Gene Ontology annotation, cellular component: acrosomal vesicle; sperm flagellum. Lineage: Eukaryota; Metazoa; Chordata; Mammalia; Pilosa; Megalonychidae. The record is from RefSeq and is a predicted model, not a curated record. Gene Ontology annotation, molecular function: lysozyme activity. Bases 1 to 483 code for a protein of 160 amino acids.
AUGGAGGCCAGAGGCACUGUGGUAGUGCUCCUGGCCAUGCUGACAGUUGCCUCUGUGGACGCAAAGAUCUACGAACACUGUGAGCUGGCAGAGAAGCUAGAAAAGGCUGGCCUCAAUGACUUCAAGAGCUACACCAUUGGAGAUUGGUUGUGCAUGGCACACUAUGAAAGCGGCUUUGACACCUCCUUCAUUGACCACAAUCCCGACGGCAGCAGUGAAUAUGGCAUUUUCCAGCUGAACUCUGCCUGGUGGUGCGACAAUGGUGUUACACCCACACAGAACCUCUGCUACAUGGAUUGUCGUGACCUGCUCAACCGCCAUCUUCUGGAUGACAUUAUGUGUGCCAAGCGAGUUGUGAAUUCACAGGAGGGAAUGGCGGCCUGGGAUUCCUGGAAGCGGCACUGUUCUGGACAUGAUUUAUCUCAAUGGCUCAAGGGGUGCAAGAUGCGUGUGAAGGUUCACCCAGUGAAAACAAACACAUGA